Messenger RNA from Molossus molossus (Pallas's mastiff bat), 2924 nucleotides. Its product is annotated as protein CLEC16A. Gene Ontology annotation, cellular component: late endosome; endolysosome membrane. Lineage: Eukaryota; Metazoa; Chordata; Mammalia; Chiroptera; Molossidae. Gene Ontology annotation, biological process: regulation of autophagosome maturation; endosomal transport; endosome to lysosome transport. The transcript has 21 exons. Bases 143 to 2803 code for a protein of 886 amino acids. The record is from RefSeq and is a predicted model, not a curated record.
AGUGCCGGGCUGUGGGCCGGGGAGGAAGGUGGUUGGCGGUCUCUUCACCACCUUGGCGGUUUGUGCUGCUGCCGCGGGCUCCCGGCCGCUGGGCCACAGCGGCAUGAGACCGUGAGGCGAGCGACGGGCCGGCGCCGCCGACAUGUUUGGCCGCUCGCGGAGCUGGGUGGGCGGGGGCCAUGGCAGGUCUUCUCGCAACAUCCACUCUUUGGACCACCUCAAGUAUCUGUACCACGUUUUGACCAAAAACACCACAGUCACAGAACAGAACCGGAACCUGCUAGUGGAGACCAUCCGUUCUAUUACCGAGAUCCUAAUUUGGGGAGAUCAGAAUGACAGCUCUGUGUUUGACUUCUUCCUGGAGAAGAACAUGUUUGUUUUCUUCUUGAACAUCCUACGGCAGAAAUCAGGCCGCUAUGUGUGCGUUCAGCUGUUGCAGACCUUGAACAUCCUCUUUGAGAAUAUCAGUCAUGAGACCUCACUUUAUUACUUGCUCUCUAAUAACUAUGUAAAUUCUAUCAUUGUCCAUAAGUUUGACUUUUCCGAUGAAGAGAUUAUGGCAUAUUAUAUAUCAUUCCUGAAAACACUUUCGUUAAAACUCAACAACCACACUGUUCAUUUUUUUUACAAUGAGCACACUAAUGACUUUGCCCUGUACACAGAAGCCAUCAAAUUUUUUAAUCACCCUGAAAGCAUGGUUAGAAUUGCUGUAAGAACCAUCACUUUGAACGUCUACAAAGUGGAUAACCAGGCCAUGCUACACUAUAUCAGAGAUAAAACUGCUGUCCCAUACUUCUCCAAUUUGGUCUGGUUCAUCGGGAGCCACGUGAUCGAACUUGAUAACUGUGUGCAGACUGAUGAGGAGCACCGGAAUCGGGGGAAACUGAGUGACCUGGUGGCAGAGCACCUGGACCACCUGCACUACCUUAAUGACAUCCUGAUCAUAAACUGUGAGUUCCUCAAUGAUGUACUCACGGACCACCUGCUCAACAGACUCUUCCUGCCCCUCUACGUGUACUCACUGGAGAACCAGGACAAGGGAGGAGAACGGCCAAAAAUCAGCCUGCCAGUUUCGCUCUAUCUUCUGUCACAGGUCUUCCUAAUUAUACAUCAUGCGCCCCUGGUGAACUCGUUAGCUGAAGUCAUUCUGAAUGGUGAUCUGUCUGAGGUGUACGCUAAGACCGAACAGGAUGUUCACAGAAGUUGUGGCAAGCCCAGCAUUCGGUGCUUUAUUAAACCCACCGAGACACUCGAGCGGUCCCUUGAGAUGAAUAAGCACAAGGGCAAGCGGCGGGUGCAAAAGAGACCCAACUACAAAAAUGUUGGGGAGGAAGAAGACGAGGAGAAAGGGCCCACUGAGGAUGCCCAAGAAGACACCGAGAAGACUAAAGAGAUAGAGAUGGUGAUCAUGGAGCGCAGCAAGCUCCCAGAGUUGGCGGCCAGCACGUCCAUGCAGGAGCAGAACACCACAGACGAGGAGAAGAGCGCCGCCACUGGCUUAGAGAGUGUGCAGUGGAGCAGGCCCUUCCUGGACAUGGUGUACCACGCCCUGGAUAGCCCAGACGAUGAUUACCACGCACUCUUUGUGCUCUGCCUCCUCUAUGCCAUGUCUCACAACAAAGGCAUGGAUCCUGAAAAACUAGAGCGAAUCCAGCUCCCAGUGCCCAGUGCAGCUGAGAAGACCAUCUACAACCAUCCACUGGCUGAAAGACUCAUCAGGAUCAUGAACAGCGCUGCCCAGCCAGAUGGGAAGAUCCGGCUGACGACACUGGAGCUGAGCUGCCUGCUCCUAAAGCAGCAAGUUGUAACCAGCACCGGUUGCAUCAUAAAGGACGUGCACCUGGCCUGUCUGGAGGGCGCCAGGGAAGAAAGCGUUCACCUAGUACGGCACUUUUAUAAGGGAGAAGAAAUUUUUUUGGACAUGUUUGAAGAUGAGUACAGGAGCAUGACAAUGAAGCCUAUGAACGUGGAAUAUCUCAUGAUGGACGUCUCCAUCCUACUGCCCCCCACAGGCACACCGCUGACAGGCAUUGACUUUGUGAAGCGGCUGCCAUGUGGUGAUGUGGAGAAGACCCGGCGGGCCAUCCGGGUGUUCUUCAUGCUUCGUUCCCUGUCACUGCAACUUCGAGGGGAGCCGGAGACCCAAUUACCACUGAUGCGCGAGGAAGAUCUGAUCAAAACUGAUGAUGUCCUAGAUCUCAACAACAGCGACCUGAUCGCGUGCACGGUGAUCACCAAGGAUGGUGGCAUGGUCCAGCGAUUCCUGGCUGUCGAUAUUUACCAGAUGAGUUUGGUGGAACCUGAUGUGUCCAGGCUUGGCUGGGGAGUGGUCAAGUUCGCAGGCCUCCUGCAGGACAUGCAGGUGACUGGUGUGGAAGAUGACAGCCGUGCCCUGAAUAUCACCAUCCACAAGCCUGCGUCCAGUCCCCACUCCAAGCCCUUCCCCAUCCUCCAGGCCACCUUUGUCUUCUCGGACCACAUCCGCUGCAUCAUUGCCAAGCAGCGCCUGGCCAAGGGCCGCAUUCAGGCAAGGCGCAUGAAGAUGCAGAGGAUAGCUGCCCUCUUGGACCUUCCGAUCCAGCCAACUACUGAAGUCCUUGGAUUUGGACUCGGCUCCUCCUCUUCCUCCCAGCACCUGCCUUUCCGAUUCUACGACCAGAGCCGCCGAGGCAGCAGUGACCCCACAGUGCAGCGAUCUGUGUUCGCGUCCGUGGACAAGGUGCCAGGUGAGCCGGCCCCACCCUGCGCCGCUGCCUGUCCCCCUCCCACGGGUUCCAGGGCUUCCCCCACCAAGCCAGUGUAAGCUGCUUCUCCCUUCUCAGAAAUCCAGCCAGUUGGGAGCACCAGAUAAAUUUCUUAGAAUUUAUCAAAGUAUAGCACAAGGUUAAACACAAGCCACAGAAAGAAAUUUUGGCUUUCUCUUU